CUUAAAACUGUCAGAAAUAUUUCUAGAAAAUUCAAAACAAAUUUUCAUUUUAAAAAGAUAAAAGCAGGUUUAGUUAUCACAAAUUUGGCUCGACUCUUAUUAAACAAGUUGUACACGGCAUUAACGCCAUCCGAGAAUGGCCGCUUCAAUAAAGUACGAUUGGUACCAGUCGGACACGACGGUGACAAUAACGGUGAUGCUGAAGAAUGCAGUCGACAAAAAUUACUCGGUCACGAUAGAACCCAACUCCGUCUGCCUCGCGGCGGACGGAAUCGAACCAAUCACAAUCGAUCUCUGGAACAUGAUCAAUAAGGAACAAAGUUCGCACAAAGCAACCCCGAGCAAAGUGGAGAUUAAACUAGCUAAACUGGUCGGAAUUCGCUGGGAAGCAUUAGAACGAAAGGCGAUUACGUCGAGUGAACCAUCGACAAAGAAAAAUUUUCAUGAUUGGAAUAAAAUUUCCAAGGAUAUCGAAAAACAGGAAGCGGAAGAAAAACCUCAGGGAGAAGAAGCAGUUCAAGAUUUGUUCCGAAAGAUAUACUCGGAUGCUAACGAGGAAACGCGUAAAGCCAUGGUAAAGUCGUACUACGAAUCUGGAGGUACCGUCCUUAGCACAAACUGGGAGGACGUAGGAGCAAAAACAGUCGAUGUCAAGCCACCGGAUGGUUGCGAAUUUAAAAAAUGGAACUAAAAUGGAUAUCUGCACACUCUUUUGUCUUAAACCGUUUUCAUCUGAAUUCACAUAUUUUUGUUAAUGUAAAAUAUUUGAAAUCGACACACAAAGUAAAUCUUUUCGCUUUCUUAUAAAAAAGACUACGUGAAUUAAAGAAACUUGUUGCAAUCAUAA
Molecule: messenger RNA, 847 nt
Organism: Topomyia yanbarensis
Lineage: Eukaryota; Metazoa; Arthropoda; Insecta; Diptera; Culicidae
Gene: Sgt1
Product: protein SGT1 homolog
Exons: 2
Coding region: 137-691 (184 amino acids)
Biological process (GO): protein stabilization
Molecular function (GO): protein-folding chaperone binding
Source: RefSeq, a predicted model, not a curated record